Messenger RNA from Closterium sp. NIES-67, 1559 nucleotides. Lineage: Eukaryota; Viridiplantae; Streptophyta; Zygnematophyceae; Desmidiales; Closteriaceae. The record is from the annotation of a GenBank genome assembly.
AAAACGAUGGAGAGAAAACCUCAGAACAUCCACAAAAUUUUUAAGGAUUUACUGAAGGAGUUCCGAGAAAAUCUUCCCGACGACCUUCUGAACGAGUCGCCGCCAUACCGAAUGCACCAACACGAGAUCGUUGAAGAAACAAGUUCGAAGCCGACCUUCCGAGCACCAUAUCGGCUCAGCCCCACGGAGCUAGCCAACAUGAACAAACAGAACGAGUAUCUCGUCGCAAAAGGUCUCAUCCGACCAUCCACUUCGCCAUACGGUGCCCCACUACUCUUCACACCGAAACCAGACAGAAGCCUGCGCAUGUGCAUCGAUUACCGAGCUCUCAACAAGAAGACCAUAAAAAACAAAUACCCAAUUUCACAAAUCGAUGACCUGCUUGACAAGCUUCGGGGAGCCACGGUAUUUUCCAAACUGGAUCUGCGGUCCGGAUACUGGCAGAUACGAAUGAUGGACAAUUCCAUCCACAAUACUGCCUUCAGAACUGGGUACGGGUCGUACAAGUAUCUGGUAAUGCCGUUCGGACUCACCAACGCACCGGCAACGUUCCAAGCCGAAAUGAACCACAGUCUAUGCCCACUCUUGGACGAAUGCGUGGUGGUGUACCUGGAUGACAUCCUCAUCUACUCGCGCAACAUGCAGCAGCACGUCCAACACAUGCGACGUGUCUUCGACAUUCUUCGACGAGAACCAUUCUACGUCAAAUUAUCCAAGAGCGAAUUCACCCUCGAGAAACGCAUGUGGAAGACACCCAAGAACGUGAAGGAGUUGCAGCAGUUCCUAGGAUUCACUAACUAUUACAACAGGUUCGUGCCACAGUGCGCGAAAAUCUCAACACCACUCACGAAUCUGCUGAAGAAGAACACGCCCUAUAAGUGGGAACCAAAGCAUCAGGUUUCCAUGGAGCAGCUGAAACAAGCACUCACGUCCACACCUGUACUCAUCUUGCCAUACCCCGAACGCGACUACGUUAUCGAAGCUGACGCUAGUGACCAGGUAGUGGGAGCAGUCUUGAUGCAAGACCGGGGGAAUGGACCGCAACCAAUCGCCUACCUCAGCAAGAAACUACAUGGGGCAGAACUUAACUACCCGAUACAUGACAAGGAUGCCCUUGCUAUUAUCAUCACCUUCAAAACGUGGAGAUGUUAUCUCGAAGGACGAAAAACAACCGUCUACACCGACCACUGCAGCCUGAAAUAUUUGAAGACUGAACCAAGCCUCUCCAUGCAGCAUGUCCGGUGGAUUGACUUCCUCGAGACGCGCUUCCACUAUGACAUCGUGUACAAGCCCGGCCACAAAAACAAAGCAGACGCUCUCAGCCGGCCUGCACACGUUGCCGCUAUCCAGCCUCUUCCUGUCCCAGAACAGCCAUGGCAAGUGGUUAGCAUGGAUUUCAUAACCGGGUUGCCAACUACCAUAAGCGGUCAUGACGCAAUCCUCAUCGUCAUCGACAAAUUAUCCAAAAUAGGACACUUCAUCCCGACACACACGACAACACGCACCGACCUGCACAACUAUUCCUUUUAGUCUUAAAGCCUAAAAACCCAACUUCGUGC